Molecule: messenger RNA, 516 nt
Organism: Varanus komodoensis (Komodo dragon)
Lineage: Eukaryota; Metazoa; Chordata; Lepidosauria; Squamata; Varanidae
Gene: LYPD6B
Product: LY6/PLAUR domain containing 6B
Exons: 4
Coding region: 7-516 (169 amino acids)
Molecular function (GO): acetylcholine receptor regulator activity
Source: RefSeq, a predicted model, not a curated record
GACAGCAUGCCUUUACUCUGUCACAUUUUGGCUGCAGCUUUUCUCCAGCUCUUCAUAGUCUCUGGCAAUAGGAUUCUAGCCAAGAACAUCAACUUCUAUAAUGUGAGACUUCCAGUAGACCCUACUCCAUUUCCAAGCAGCUUCAAGUGUUUUACUUGUGACAAUGUUGUUGACAAUUACAACUGUAACAGAUGGGCUGAAGAUAAAUGGUGUCCUCCAAACACACAGUACUGUUUGACGGUCCAUCACUUCACUAAUCAUGGAAAAAGCACCUCUGUCACCAAAUCAUGUGCUACCAGGGAAGAAUGCCGUUUUGUUGGCUGUCGGCGUCACAGGGAAGCCACUUAUACAGAGUGCAUAUCGUGCUGCGAGGGGAUGAUUUGCAAUGUAGACAUCCCAACGAAUCAUACAAAUGCCAUAUUUGCAGUCGUGCACGCUCGGAGGACAUCAGGCAGCAGCACACGGGCUGCUAGUCUCCCACUGCUGGCCUUGGUCAUCGUAAUUUUUAUGCAAUGA